Messenger RNA from Trichoplusia ni (cabbage looper), 1257 nucleotides. RefSeq lists its product as uncharacterized. Bases 1 to 1257 code for a protein of 418 amino acids. Lineage: Eukaryota; Metazoa; Arthropoda; Insecta; Lepidoptera; Noctuidae. The transcript is spliced from 2 exons. The record is from RefSeq and is a predicted model, not a curated record.
AUGUGGGGAACGUCGUACCGUGACAAGUCCACACCGAAGAUGGAAAUUCUUGUGUUCUCAGGCAACUAUCAGCAGUGGGUAUCCUUCAAAGAUCUUUUCGAUGAAGCAAUCCACAACAAUCCUUGUCUGUCAAAGGCACAAAAGAUGCAGUUCCUGAAGAGUACGCAAGAGACAUCGGAGAUUUUAUUAGCCACAGCGCUGGAGAAGGUCACAGCAGCCGACAGGACCCAGCACGUCAUGCGAGCACUGAUCGAUCAGGGCUCACAAGUUUCCGUGAUCAGCGAGAAAGCAGCACAGCAGCUAGGAUUAAAGCGAAAACCUUGUAAAGGGGUUAUCUUUGGAGUAGGCGAGCAUGAAAAUAAUUGCAAAGGAAAACUAACGAUCGCUUGUCAAUCGACUUACACCGAUUUUAAGUUUUCUACUGAUGUUGUAAUAAUGAACAACUUAAUAAAACAUCUGCCAAAUGAAACGUUCGCUAAGCCAUCUUGGCAACAUAUAGCACAUCUCUGUUUAGCGGACCCAGAUUAUAACAUCAGUCGUCCGGUGGAUCUUCUCCUAGGAGCAGAAGUCUACGCCAACAUCCUGUUAGAAGGAUUAAUUCGCGGACAAACGUCCUCGGAACCGCUAGCACAGCAAACGCAUUUAGGAUGGUUGCUGUGCGGUGGCAAUAUAAGCACUUCAUUCCAAUGCAACGUGAUCUUGCAUAACGUUGAAGACAUUCAACAAUUCUGGAAAAUUGAAGACAUUCAAGAACAGAAUUCUAUGUCCGUAGAAGAUCAGGAAUGCCUAGAUUUUUAUGAAACCACGAUGAAACGUCUAGAAGACGGUCGUUAUGUAGUUAGGUUACCCAUGAAGCCAGAAUUAGAAGAGAAGCUAGGAUCUUCGAAAGAGAUAGCGAUGGCACAAUUCAAAAAUGUAGAACGUAAGUUUAGUAAGAAUGAAUACCUAACGAAGCAAUACAAGCAAUUUAUCCGCGAAUAUGAAGAGCUGCAACACAUGAAGUUAGCGACUUCUAACAGCAAACAGAAGGCAGGAAGAGAAUGUUUCCUUCCUCAUCAUGCGGUACAAAGAGCAGAAUCUAGCACAACAAAGCUGCGCGUAGUAUUCAACGCAUCGUCUGAAACUACUUCAGGCUACAGCCUUAACGAUCUAAUGUACAGGGGUCCAAACCUCCAGUUAGACCUGUUGGAGCUUAUCCUGUGUGGAGGCAAUAUCGUUUCGCAUUCACAGCUGAUAUCGAAAAAUGCUUCCGUAUGA